This is a messenger RNA of Doryrhamphus excisus (bluestripe pipefish), 5765 nucleotides long. It is a transcript of the gene mbtd1, whose product is annotated as mbt domain containing 1. The record is from RefSeq and is a predicted model, not a curated record. Gene Ontology annotation, cellular component: nucleus. Gene Ontology annotation, biological process: negative regulation of DNA-templated transcription. Lineage: Eukaryota; Metazoa; Chordata; Actinopteri; Syngnathiformes; Syngnathidae. Gene Ontology annotation, molecular function: zinc ion binding; chromatin binding.
AAGUGGCACAUGCGCACAAGUGAGUAAUUUGUUGAUAUCCUGUUGGCUAGUAUUUUCGUCUUUGCUGUUUUCAACAGUUUAAGGCUACUUUUUUUAAAAAUUCCAAAGCACUGCUAACGUCAACGUUAUCUAUAUGAAGGGCUAAUGGAAGACACACGGGAUCUGGCUGAGCGCACCCCACGUUCAGAACGUAAGCGGAGGGAUUCGUUUGGAAUGUUCGAUGGCUACGACAGCUGCAGCGAGGAGUCUACCAGCAGCUCCAGCUCCGAGGAGAGCGAGGAUGAGGUGGUGCCGUCCAUCCCCGCUAGUCUUCCCAUCAUCAAGAACAAUGGCCAGGUCUACACGUACCCCGAUGGAAAGGCCGGAAUGGCCACCUGCGAGAUGUGUGGAAUGAUUGGCGUUCGGGAUGCUUUUUAUUCCAAAACCAAGCGUUUCUGCAGCGUUUCCUGUUCCCGGAGCUAUUCUUCAAAUUCCAAAAAAGCAAGCAUAUUGGCAAGACUCCAGGGCAAACCACCAACAAAAAAGGCUAAAGUCUUACAGAAACAACCUCUUAUGGCAAAGUUGGCGGCUUAUGCUCAGUACCAAGCGAGUCAACAGAACCAGACCAAAUCAAAAGCUGUGGUUACUGCUGAAAGCUUUGACUGGGGUCAGUAUAUUUGUGGCAAUAACACAUCCGGCGCUCCAGUCAGCUGUUUCAAGCAUGCCCCCAUGGGGACAUGCUGGGGAGGUAUAGAAGAGGGUGUGAGGAUUGAAGUGCUCAACUCUGACACCAACCACUCCACCAAGGUGUACUGGAUAGCAGAAAUCAUUAAGCUUGCAGGGUUCAAGGCUCUCCUGCGUUAUGAGGGUUUUGACAUGGACAGCAGUAAGGACUUCUGGUGUAAUCUCUGCAUUCCCGAGGUUCAUCCAGUGGGCUGGUGCGCUUCUAGUGGAAAACCUCUUGUACCUCCAAAAAGCAUACAGCACAAGUAUUCAAACUGGAAAGCCUUUCUCGUGAAGCGUCUUACUGGAGCUAAAACACUGCCACCCGACUUUAAUGCCAAGGUUCAUGAGAACACACAGUUCCCCUUUAAGAAGCUGAUGCGGGUGGAGGUUGUGGAUAAAAACUAUCUCUGUCGGACACGGGUGGCGCUGGUGGAGCAAGUUAUCGGAGGUCGACUCAGGCUAGUCUAUGAAGAGAGCCAGGAUGGCUCGGACGACUUCUGGUGCCACAUGUACAGCCCGCUCAUUCAUAACAUUGGAUGGUCACGCAGCAUCGGACACCGCUUUAAAAGAUCUGACGUAACGAAGAAGAUCGACGGUCAAGUUGAUGCUCCGCCACAGCUCUUCCAAAGGGUUAGAGACGUGGACCAAAGUGGGGAUUGGUUCAAAGAUGGCAUGAAGUUGGAAGCUAUUGAUCCCCUCAACCUCUCAGCUAUAUGUGUAGCCACUGUAAGAAAGGUGUUGGCAGACGGGUAUCUCAUGAUUGGAAUUGAUGGUUCUGAGGCGGUGGACGGAUCAGACUGGUUCUGCUACCAUGGCACCUCCCCCUCCAUCUUCCCUGUUGGCUUCUGUGAAAUCAACAACAUUGACGUGACACCCCCUCGAGGGUACACAAAGCUGCCAUUUAAAUGGUUCGACUACCUCAGAGAAACUGGUUCAGUAGCUGCUCCUGUUAAGCUAUUUAACAAGGAAGUUCCUAAUCAUGGAUUCCGACAAGGCAUGAAGCUAGAGGCCGUUGACCUGAUGGAGCCACGACUGGUGUGUGUUGCUACGGUGACGAGAAUUGUACACCGUCUACUACGGAUCCACUUUGACGGCUGGGAGGACGAGUACGACCAGUGGGUCGACUGCGAGUCGCCAGACCUUUACCCUGUGGGCUGGUGUCAGCUGACGGGCUAUCAGCUCCAGCCCCCUGCCUCCCAGAGUAACAGAGAAAUGUCCCAGUCGCUACCCAAGCAGAAGAAGAAGUCCCAACAGUAUAAAGGCCAAAAGAAAAAAAGGAAGAUUCCGGUUGGUCGACGGCCCUUCAGUCAGGGAGGCAGGAGGAGGAGCUUCUCAGGGGAUGAAGAGCAGAGUCCAUCCCCUUAUGUCGAGGGGCCAACUCAGUCCCAACUCCGAACCCACGCCCACCAAACCCACAAUUCAGACUCCCUCCUGCGAAUGAAGGAGGAAGCAAUGGAGGCGGAUGAGUUCAACUUUUCACAGGGCACCUCUGACCAGGAGAGCAACGGCUCGGGGACCUACUACAUCAAACAGGAGCCCUGAAGUCUAAAGGUCAGAGCGGGACAAACGGUUCUCUUUCCAGGCUGAAAUGACACUCAGAAGCGCAAAAUUUUCCAGCGGAAGAACUUAAGAUAUUCUCUGAAGCCGUUUCCAAGAAAAGCACCCACGGCUUUGGUCACAAAUGUUUGACCUUUUUUUCUCCUUUUUCUAACAUCAAGGGUCUGAGCAUUAAAAAGCAAUGGUAAAACACAUUUGCCAUGCUGCGGGUACGUGGAGCUCCUUUGUGCUCCACGCCUCACCCUAGACCUGUAUAAACUGUGAUAACUGUGUGGGUGAGCUGGGUCUUUUGUGUUUAUUUCUUUUCGGGUAGGUUAGCCACUGAACACACGCAUUCAUUGUAAUCAUUUGUCUGAUAAUAGAAGCUGGCACAAAUAGGAACAAGUCUAUUAUAUAUUUACUUUUUAUUCUGAAAUUCACAGAGGACAUAUUUGAAAUAGUACUUGAAUUAUUUGAGUUGAUUUUUGGGUUAGGGUUUUGUCUUAAUGUAGGUUUUUACACUUGCUUUUGGUGGCUGUGUGGUGAAAACGUUGUACAUGAAAGUGGUUCUAUUUAUAUAGGAUGUGAAUAACUAUUCAACUACAAGUGCAGGGCGUAGGCGGGUAGGAUUUUGGCGAUGAUGUAGUCGUUGAACGCUGCGUAGAAUUCAUCGGAAUGUUCCUUCCGGCAGACAUAUAUGUUUUCCAGAGCAACAUUUAUUUUUUUUCAUUCAGCCAUGAAGUACAAGUCAUGUGCCGGUGAAAAUACGUCACCUGACGCUCCUGGUAUGGAUGUACACACGGGAACCCCGGUUAUUGUUCUUGUGUGGCAUACAUGCUGUCACCUCUUCAUUGUGAAGCAUGGUGUGUUCAGGUCUUUAUGGACCAUGUGAGUCUGCCUUCUAUGGAGGACUGGGUUGUACAGUAAACCUCGGAUAUAUCGGAUUCAAUUGUUCCCACUGGUUUUGUCCGAUAUAAGCGAAAUCCGUUAUAUGCGUAUACCGGAAAAUGUCAGUUUUAUGCAUAUAUCGGAUUUAUAUCCGGUAUAUGCGUAAAUCGGAUUUUAUCCGUUAUAAAAAGGCACUUCCUUGACUAUGUUCCCAAUGUACCUGGACUUUAUUGGAUUCUGAGCAUAACAAAUUGUUAAUUAAGCUAGGCCCUGUUACGCCCGUCAGGCCUACGUUAUUUCCAAUAGUGAGGUUAAGAUCUCAUUCACUGCUGUGCUAGUAUUAUUGACGUCACUCACUUUUAUAUUUGUCCUAAAUCUGGAGCCAGGAGAAAGACAAUAGCCAGUGACAUCAACAAGAUUAGCAUAACGAUGCGGCCAUCCGAUAUAUGCGAGGGAAAUUUAAUGGAAAUGCAUUGGAACGGGACUGGAGAUUUUGUCCAAAAUAGGCGAAAUCCGUUAUAAAAAAUCCGAUAUAUGCAAUGAAUUUUUAUUGGAAAUGCAUUACAGAAAAAUCGUUUUUUUUUUUAUCUGUCCGUUGUGAGCGAAUUUCCGAUAUAUCCGAGUCCGAUAUAUCCGAGGUUUACUGUAGUAUGUAGAUCCGCGAUGGACCCGUAGUUUUUCCAGUCUAAUUGAUCUUUUCAAGACGAGUUGGGACUCUCGAUUGGUUCCUGCUCUUGUUCUUGACAUCACGGUUGGGGAACGUUGGUUGGUCGAUCUGAGGGUGCCGUCCUCCCUCUCAAAUACUCUUAUCAUCCGAUUCACAUGAUCUGUAGAGAUAUUUUAUAUACACUCCUGAAGAAUUUGACAUUUUGUAUUGUUGGCUCUUAGGCGUUUCCGAGUAGAACGCCAAAAGAAAAAAUGUUAGUGAGACAAAGAACGUAAACAAACAAGUGAAAUUGGCUGUUCAUUAACUAACGAUGGGCACAAUCCCACCAAAAAAACACUUGAUUACAAGGAACCACUCUAGAGUUUCUCCAAAAUCUUGAUAAGAAGCAACAUCAUCAUGAUCAUCAUCAUCAAAAAAUCGAACAUACAGAUGUCAGAUAGAAGAUCAGAGCAUUCAGAGCAUUUUAUUAUUUGGAAGAUUAUUUGCGCUGCAAGAAAGACAUUCUGCCAUAAAGAAACCUGGUCGUGGUUGCUAACUUAACCGGACUUUCUGACAUCAGUCACUCCUAAACCUUUUGAAGGUUGCAACGGUGGUCCUCGCAGAUGUCAGUACUAUUGAAUUAGGUGACGGUUUGAGCUCCAGUUGGAAAGCUCCUGGAGGAUCUGGCAUAGCAAACCUUCAGGAGGUACUUGGUCAAACCAAGUUGAAAUAAUUUGUUUUUAUUAGAUUUCAGGAAAUGUUGACCUCAGCUGCAUCUUGAGCAUUGAAAUUAGGCCACUGUUAAUGUUGGGGAAACUUUUGAAACACUUCUCCAUCAGGGUCCGUCAUGGUGCAUCAUGUUUUUAACCGGCUCAGAUUUUUUGGACCAAACAGCCUUUUUGACUCAAGCCUGGCAUUGACAGGACUUGGGGACUGCGUCUACGUACGGAAUCAAGCUAGAACCCACCCAAGCAGCUUUUUGUCAAUAACGACUUUUUAUCAUGGUGUGUGUCUGCGCAUUUGUUGUUUGUGUGUGUGUGUAAACUUCUCUAAAAGCAAUAUAGAAAUGUAUACAAAUUGGUGUGUCUGCAUACGUUUAGAUGCUCACUGACAAAGUCCUUUAUGAAUCACCUCAGACGUAUAACCACAUAAGGAGUACUGUGCAAAAGUCUCAUUUAUGCUUUUCAUUAAAAAAAACUGUUUCAUAAUUUCAAUGCAAAAAUCAAAUAAAAAAUAGUAUUAUGAAAUAUAUUACAUAUCAUACAAAAAUAUAUUUAAAAAAAAUCAUCCAUGACUAAAUUCUACACAGUACAACCUCGGUGUCAAAAGGUCAGACAAAACCAAAUAACUUUCUCAUAAGAAAUGUAAAUCCAAUGAAUCCGUCUCAGACACCCACAAAUCCUGACAUGACAAGUUUUAUAGCGUAAUACAAAAGAAUAUAGAGAGUUUUACAAAGCCAAGAUUGGAGCUUCAAAAAUGAUCUUUUGCACAGCACUGUACAGUAUGUCAGAGACGCGAGUACAACUCUGACAUUUCUGCUAUAUAUUAUCUUUUCAUGGAACAAGCAAGUAAAGUAGUCAGUGUACAGCUUUGGCUAGCGUUCCAUUUGCGCUGGCAACACGAGUGGCCGUGAUGUACAAACGGAGCCCAUAUUUUUCCGUGUGACUCGAUGUUAAAUUCGGUGUGGUCACGCUCUCAUACUGGUCAGUGGAAUUCCAACAUGGCACCUUGUGGCGAAGAACUCGCUGAGUGAGGAUCUGUAAGGAAUUGUUGCAGAGUCAAAGAAGAUUGGGACCGGCCUUGCCACAUCCACUCCACCAAAGAACUGUUCGGAAAACAGACGUACGAGUUCUGUUAGCAGGAAACCUAUAAAGAUGAUGUCUGCUGAAGACCGUCGGACCGUCGGAUGUGCUGGCAACCGUCGGACCGUCGGAUGUGCUGGCAACCGUCGGACCGUCGGAUGUGCUGGCAACCGUCGGACCGUCGGAUG